GCAAAGAGGAGGAUGUGAGCGUCGGUCCCUCUCAUCACCACCACCACCACCACCAUCACCAUCCUCUGAGUGAGGUGUGUCUGCGCCCGCUGGAGCUGCACACAGACAGACAGAGCGCCGUUGCACCGACUGAAAGCGACUCCCAUCUCUUUGUUCACUCGGAUCAUGGCGUCAAAAUGUCCAAAAUGCGACAAGACGGUGUAUUUCGCGGAGAAGGUGUCGUCUUUAGGGAAAGACUGGCACAAGUUCUGUCUGAAAUGUGAGCGCUGCAACAAGACGUUGAAUCCUGGAGGCCACGCUGAGCAUGAUGGGACGCCUUAUUGCCAUAAGCCCUGCUACGCCGCCCUCUUUGGCCCAAAAGGUGUGAACAUCGGUGGAGCUGGUUCCUACGUGUAUGACAAUCCUGUCAACGAAGCCCCCGCUGCCGUUUCCAUGGAAACAGAAAGCAAGCCAGAGGAGAAAAAAGCCCCCGCACGGGGACCAGUGAAGGCUGCAAGCUUCUCAUCUUUCUCUGGAGGACCCAACAUCUGCCCCAGGUGCAACAAGACAGUAUAUUUCGCUGAGAAGGUGUCGUCUCUCGGGAAGAACUGGCACCGGCCCUGUCUGCGCUGCGAGAGGUGCAGUAAGACUCUGGCUCCUGGCAGCCACGCAGAGCAUGAUGGACAGCCGUACUGCCACAAACCGUGCUACGCCGUGCUGUUUGGGCCCAAAGGCGUAAACACCGGAGGCGUCGGCAGCUACAUCUACGACGAACCCGAGGCCGAGGCUCAGCCCUGAGCUCCCCGACGCCGCCUCCAGCACCCACACAGAGUACCACCUUCAGGACCCUCAAUGUCUCUUGCCUUCUAAAGUCACGGUGACAAACGAUAUGUACUGCGCUCACAGGGAUGGAUAUUUAGCUGUUUAUGUUGUAUUUGUAUAUUGUUUAUAUAUCUAUUUUUUUGUACUGAAACAAACCUUUAACAUGUCCUCCCGUGCGAGUUUCAGAUUUGCCUUUUUAAGUUUCUGGGUUCUCUUUGCCAAACGAUUAUCAGCCUAUUCUGUGGUAGAUUAAAGCGCGUGUGGUUUUUCACUCAUUAUUUGUAGUUUUUCAGACUUUUGUGCACUUAAAUGAAGUAAACGUACCCCCAGCCCACCAGUUUAUUGUCAGUGUUUCUUAAACAGGUUCAUCCUGGUUCUAAAAAAAAGGGGUGAGGGGUAGCUGAGGUACCGUACACACAGAGACGUGCAUUUUACUGAAUGUUUUGAAGGUGAGUUUGGGGUCUGUUGUGAACAAAAAGUGUUCAACUGUGCAUCACAUUUUCUACAAUAAAGCUGUGUGAUACCAAA
Molecule: messenger RNA, 1329 nt
Organism: Dicentrarchus labrax (European seabass)
Lineage: Eukaryota; Metazoa; Chordata; Actinopteri; Moronidae
Gene: crip2l
Product: cysteine-rich protein 2-like
Exons: 8
Coding region: 166-777 (203 amino acids)
Source: RefSeq, a predicted model, not a curated record